This is a messenger RNA of Paramecium tetraurelia, 2118 nucleotides long. RefSeq lists its product as uncharacterized. Lineage: Eukaryota; Ciliophora; Oligohymenophorea; Peniculida; Parameciidae. The transcript is spliced from 2 exons. The record is from RefSeq and is a predicted model, not a curated record. Gene Ontology annotation, molecular function: phosphatidylinositol-4,5-bisphosphate phospholipase C activity. Gene Ontology annotation, biological process: intracellular signal transduction; lipid metabolic process.
AUGAAUAAAAUCAAUCAUUGCGGUGUUAAUUCGCUAGUGUAUGGAUAGCUUUUAUAGGUGAAAUUGCACAAGAUGAAACGUACUUAAAUGAUUUUAUUGUUAAGUCCAAAUGAGGUUCGCUUGAUCUAAAUGCUUGAUCCCUAGGGCACGUUCAGCACUUAUUUUGAUCUCACUUAGAUCUCUGACAUUUAAUAAAAGGAGGAAUCUCAAUUAAAGAUUAUCAACUCAAAAGGAGCUUAUAUAAAGUUGUAUUUUCAAAGUGCGUUUUAAUUGAUCACUUUCAGGGAGGGAUUAGAUUAUCUGAUUAAGGAAGCAAACAGAAUCCAAAAACAACUUGAUAGUUAUAAUUAAAUUUGGAGCAGUGCUCUCAAGUUGAUCACACAAUCCGAUAUAGAUAUGGAUAAUAAACUCAAUUUUAAGGAGUUUCAGUUCUUGAUAGGUGAAUUGCAAAUUGAGAUUCCAGAGAGAAAACUAAUACAGGUCUUUGAGAAAAAUCAAAAGAAUAAUCAAUUAGAUGAAGCAACCUUAUAUAAAUUAUUGAUGGAUAUAACACGCAGACAUGAAUUAAAAGAAUUAUAUUAGAAAUAUAGCAGCAAACAGGAAGGAAUGUUUGAAGAUCCACUCUAAGCAAUGUUGAUGACAGAUAAGGACUUGUAAUAGUUUUACAAAAUUGAACAAGGCUAAGCUGAUUAUCAACCCAAAAGAAAAUUAUACAAUUUUUAUGAUUUUUAGAAUAUCAUAUUUAAUGAUGAGAACUCAAUAUUUCAACCAAAACCGUUAGAUUAAUCCUAGCCAAUUACUAAAUACUUAAUAAAUUCAUCGCAUAAUACCUAUUUGGAGAGAAAUUAAUUGACUGGGGAAUCAAGUUGUUUUGCAUAUUAAGACGCCUUCAAGAUGGGGUUUAAAUGUGUUGAAUUGGAUUGCUGGGAUGGUGAGAAUGGAGAACCAAAGGUUACUCAUGGACAUACCUUGGUUAAUGAUAUCAAAUUCAAAGAUGUCAUUAUUACGGUUAGAGACUUCGCUUUCUAUAAAGAUGAUAAUCCUGCCAUUUUAUCUCUUGAAAUGCAUUGUUGUUUAAAAUAAUAAAAGAGAAUAGCAGAAAUUUUAUAAAGCAUUCUUGGAGAUAUGUUGUUUGUCAUUAAAGAUUAUAAAUAAGAGAAGAUGUCUACUUUACAAUAAUUAUAAAGGAAGGUUUUAGUUAAAUAUAAGGCAGACGAUCAAUUUUUAUAAGAGAAACUAUAAUUACAUUCAUCCACAUUAUUCUUUGCAUAAUCACAUGAUGAUAUGUAAUAUAAAUCUUAAGAGUUUGAUGAUCAUAAACAUUAAGCAAAUAUCAAGCAAUUCAGUCAAACUCUGGAUGAACAUCAUACUAAAAUAUGUAGAGAAUUAUUGGAAAUUACUUCAUUAUAUGCAGUAACAUUAAAGUUAGAUAAAAAGCCAGAAUUAGUUUGGAUUGUAUCUAGUGUUUCAGAAGAUAAAAUAUAGGAUAUAAUAAAAAAGAGUCAUGGCAAAUUUUUUGAAUACGUUGAAAAUUACUUUGUUAGGAUUUAUCCCUUAGGAUUGAGAUUUGAUUCAAGCAAUUAUGAUCCAUUCCCAUCUUGGUCAGCUGGGGCUUAAAUGGUUGCUUUGAAUAUUCAAACAAAAGAUUUAUUUAUGUUGUAGAAUUACGGAAUGUUUCUUAACAGUUCUUAUGUUUUGAAAUCCAAUUAGGAUGUGAAAAUGAAUAUCUAUGUAAGAAUCAUCAGUGCAACUAAUCUCGUUUGGGAGGAAGAGAAGCGUAGACAAGAAGAGAUUGUUGAUCCCUACAUUAAAAUAAGAGUUGCUGGUAACCACGAUGAUGUCAACAAAUCUGAGAAGUGGAGAACAGAGGUUGUUUAGGAUAAUGGAUUCCAUCCAAUUUUUAAUUAUUAAUGUUCUAUAUAACUCAGACAUGCUUAAUAGGAUGUCAUCUAUUUUUAAGCAUAUAGUUAUUCCAUAUUGGGUGAUUCAUUGUUGGGCCAAUAUUGUUUGUCACCUCUUAAUUUAAGAACAGGUUACAGAAUUGUCCCAUUAUUAAAUUCUCACUUUAAACCAUUAGCUAAUUGUUAUGUAUUAGUGCAGAUCAAAAUUGAAUAUUGA